GGACAGCUGCGUUCUGCCACCGAGGCCUAAACUGCUGCCGCCGUCGCCGCCAGCAACGACCGAAUAGCACCUGCGUUUUUUUAGCACCCGGCUCUUUCCCUCUGCAAAUCUGUCGCGGCGCUCUGAGGGACGAUCCAACAACGAGCAGCAAGAGACGAAGGCGCCAGCGAAGGAUCCACUUUCGGCGGGGAAUUCCCCCCCCUCCGCAUCCAGCUCAACCAAUCAACUCUCUUCACUCUCGUUGUUUCAUUGAAACAUCGCAUUACUGCCCGGUGUACACUCGAAACCAACCCUUCUCUGGGAUUGCUGGCUGGCUGCAACGACAGAUAGGCCACGGCUGCACCGCAUAGAGUGUAACACCCACCGCUGUUGCUAGCUGCGACACCAUCAACGACGCAGCAGCCGAGUGACCAGCAGCCAUGACUCUCGCCGACAAGGAGCAGCUGCUGAGGGCCCGGGUUCGCUACCCCUCCUACCUCAACGUGCUGCUUUUCGCCGGCACCAUGUCCGCCUGCCUGGGCGUGGUCCUCUGCUCCUACCACCUGGUGUACGCCGCCGACCCCGUGGUCUGGAUCAGCGGUCUCGCAGCGUUCGGCGUUGGCGUCGCACUGGCGCUACUGGCGCUAGCGCUGCUCGCCGCGUCGCUGCUUUUUCGACGCCAGACGCUCGAGGCGUCGUGGGUGCCCCAGAGCGUGUCGCCGUACGAGGAAGACUUCGGCACCGACUACUACUUCGGCGACGCCGACGACGCCGCGCGCGUCUACAGGCCCACGACGUACGCUGCGCCCAAGCUACUCGUCUCCAACCCGCUGGCCGCUCCCGUGGCCGCCAGCGUCUAUCGGCUCGUGUAUGGCGGAGACCCCAAGUGAAGAAAGAAAACUAAAAGGAAAACUUCGCUAUAGCGAGAAAUUCGCUCUAGUUGGUUAUCCGGUAGUAUCCAAUGAGAGCGAGUGAAAAUAGGGGGCCGACACGGAAGACACAUGCAGAGAUUGCUAUAGCGAGAAUUCGUUCUAGUGGGUUGCCCGCGAUCAUCUAAGAAGACAACUCUUUUCGACUCCCUUCUAGAGAGUCUUGCGAAAGGAGUUGUCAGCAUUCCAUUCCUUCUUGUAGACUACGCCCGAUGUGAUGAUGCGGCGGCCGCAACAUAAUACGUGGACAUACGUCACACUCUCUUGCCUUUUUUUUUUUUGAGACUAGAAGACGUGCCGAUAUUUUUUUUAUAGAAAUGCGCUCCGCGAAAAAUAGACUUAUGAUACAUUUCCGUUGACAGAGUAGGGAGGUUGCCCAGUACAGUUCGCGUGGUGAUUUCUCUCUCUCGUGAGGUGAUGCACCUAUUUCGUCUUCAAGCUAUUGAACGUUAAGCAACGGGCAGCGGAAAUUGUUAUCAGCAUUUCCACUCCCGUUGAAAUUAGUCAAUACACCUAACAAUCAUCGAAAGUAAAAGUGCAGGUGUCGGUGGUGCUUACAGACCGGGCUCGAGCACUUCUUGAGGGUGUUUCCCGAUCACUACUUCGUGCCUGCUUCACCGCGCUAGAGAGUGUCAUCGCAUGUUUUGCACCUUUAUAGGUGUGUAUUUCUGUUACACUAGCCACUUAAGUACUGUCUUCGCCACUUCAAGUAUUGUACUUUGACAUCUGUAGUGUACAUUGCUGUACACAAAUUAUCGCCACAUGUAGUCGCCAUCCUCUUGGGCAUUUUAUUUCUUGUAGUUACUAGCCGAAUGUUUCGAGAAAUUUGAAUAACGCAUUCAAGCAAUUCAAAGCAAGCAAUUCAUUGUUACGUAUUUCAAUGCCAUCCGACAUCACCACCACAUUAUCACCUCCAAGGACUUUGUAGGCGAUCUCUGAAAGUAUUCCAAAAAAAUGAAUAAAUUUAAUGUAUUGAAGGCUGCCUGUCAACUACUUUGUGAUUAGACAGGUAUUCCAAGGCGUUCUGCAUGUCGUUCCUCGUAGGACUGUACCAGGCGAACGACCUCAAUAAAAAUACCGACAAGUAUUAGCAAAGUCAUAACGUUUAUGAGCUGAUUCGUUAGCAUUAUCAUAAAUUUGUGCUAGUGUUCUCAAAACACACUGCGUAGACUACGAAGUGCCACAAUAGAUCUCCCAUCAGAGCGUAGUUAUAUUUCUAUUGUUUUCUGGAAAUUUAGCACCAUUCCCGUAACGAUCAACACGUUCAAGAAGAACAAUGAUAACACAAUAGUAGAAAUGAAAAUGAAGAGUUUCUUUCAGGAUAAGUGUGUAUUACAAUGAAGUGCAAAAAAUCGGGUAUGGAAAUUUCACUGGUUCAUGCAGCAAUCACGCGUAAAAUCGACGUUAUAUAGCGCAUGUUCUGAGCAGUUCCCACUAUUUACCCACAAAUUCCGUACACCGAUAUCCUAACUUGUGUAACGGGAACUGCAGAUUCCGUACACUAGUAGCUAGCUAAUUUAGCACCAUUCCCGUAAGGGAACCACAAAUUCCUAUAUAUUGAUUUGCACCAGAGGAACUGCAAAAUCUGUAUACCAAUAUGUUCACUUGUAUAAAGGCAACCGCGAAAUCUGUGCACCGGUACGUUCACUUGUACUAGGGGAACGGCAAAUUCCGCAAACCAGCAUGUUAACUUGUGAAAGUAAAACCGUAAAAUCCGUUCACCACUUACCGCAAGAUACAUACCGUACGCCAACGUGUUCACUCAUACAUGGCGAGAGAUAUCGUAAUAAGAAUAGUGACUCCAAUAUAUAUAGACAUUUUUUUCUCAGAACCAUUAACACGUGAUCUUAUAACGUACGAAUGUAUAUUAGCAGCUAGUAAUACCACAUGCGUGAAAGACGCAUGAAGAGUAGGCCUGUUAUACGCAGCUGAACGACUUCUUCAAAACUGCAUUUCUUUCAUAAUCCAAGAACUACACGCGAUUACGAAGCUCCGGGCAACUUGUUGAAGUUGACCUCUAAUGGUUAUCUAGCGAUAUCGGCAUCGCUGCGUAUCAUGCGGAGAUCUUGCCGCCAUCUUUUGUUCUUUCCGUACUUUUUUAUUCUUAGUAACUAUCAUACGCGUGCGCAUAAGGGGGCCAAGUUUCACCGCAGCUCUAUCUUUGGUCGAGUCCGAAAGAAGACAAGGUCCGCAGUGAAUGCAAAAAUUAAAAUAAAGCGAUGACGUACUUCUCAUAAGGGCCUGCCAUUGGCCCCCGGCUUUCCGGGGCUAAAGGCGGGAAGCAAGCAGUUCUUUCAAUGCAGCAUCAGGGGUCCUUUCUUUACAAAAAUGGGUUUAGACAGUCUAUAGACUGCCUAAAACCAUUUCUAGACAGUCUAUAGACUGUCUGAAUACAUUUUUGUAAGGGUUGGUCGCCAUUAUCUUCAAAAAAAGAAACAUGCGCAGUCAUAACCCUGCGCCCUAAAAAAUGACGUGAAAUAUCCGGCUGAGUCAAGGUAAAUGGCAAAAUUAGCGUCCCCUUUAAAUUAGGGAGGCAGACCGCCUCCCCCCGCCCCCCCCCCCCCCCCCCCCCCUCCCACCACCAUGCGCACGCCUAUGGUCACUAUGUAUAUAACCAGACAUGUGUUGUACAUAUCACUUUCCUUAGUGUUACAUGACUAUGCAAGUGACUUACUAGGCCAAUCGUGUUGGCUAUUAUUAGGCAUAAGCCCCGUUUAUUACGUGCUUCAUUCAAUGAAUGCUAAAGGCAAUAUAUUUAUUUGCGAUGUUUAUUGGGUAUGCGGAUUUUUAUCGCAGUUGUACCUCUUCAGGAAGAAGAAAAACUGCUGCAUAAAAAAAAGUGCGCAUGAAUUUUCCAAAUUCUACAAGCGGCAGUCGACUGAUGUACGGCUGUGGUGCCAAUAUCGUGAGUGAACACUUGCUUCAGCUGAACUUGUGUUGCCAAAUAAAGCGUUUCUUUGUUUAUGUGUUUCA
Molecule: messenger RNA, 3881 nt
Organism: Rhipicephalus sanguineus (brown dog tick)
Lineage: Eukaryota; Metazoa; Arthropoda; Arachnida; Ixodida; Ixodidae
Exons: 2
Coding region: 420-869 (149 amino acids)
Source: RefSeq, a predicted model, not a curated record